Molecule: messenger RNA, 1107 nt
Organism: Sugiyamaella lignohabitans
Lineage: Eukaryota; Fungi; Ascomycota; Dipodascomycetes; Dipodascales; Trichomonascaceae
Gene: TUB4
Product: gamma-tubulin
Exons: 1
Coding region: 1-1107 (368 amino acids)
Biological process (GO): mitotic spindle organization; meiotic spindle organization; mitotic cell cycle
Cellular component (GO): microtubule; cytoplasm; centrosome
Molecular function (GO): structural constituent of cytoskeleton; GTP binding
Source: RefSeq, a predicted model, not a curated record
AUGUAUAAUCCUGAAAAUAUAUACAUUUCUCCUCAGGGAGGAGGUGCCGGUAAUAACUGGGGUGCUGGUUAUCACUCGGGAGAACGGAUUUCCGAAGAAUUGAUGGAUAUGUUGGAUCGAGAAGCUGAUGGUAGUGAUUCUUUGGAGGGAUUCAUGCUGCUGCAUUCUAUUGCUGGUGGUACUGGUUCUGGUGUGGGUUCUUUUCUUCUUGAACGAUUAAAUGAUCGGUUUCCUAAAAAGUUGAUUCAGACUUAUUCUGUGUUCCCUGCUAGUAAUCAGGUAUCGGAUGUAGUCGUCCAGCCAUACAACAGUAUCCUAACUCUGAAACGGCUAGCGCUUCAUGCUGAUUCUGUUAUUGUUAUCGAUAAUGGUGCAUUGACGAGAAUUGCUGCUGACACCUUAAAUGUUCAGUCUCCUACAUUUGCACAAACAAAUCAAUUAGUUUCCACCGUCAUGUCUGCUAGUACCUCUACAUUACGGUAUCCUGGCUAUCUACACAAUGAUCUGGCUAGUAUCAUGGCCAGUCUGAUUCCUUUCCCUAAAGCCCAUUUCCUCAUGACUUCAUACACACCAUUUACAAAUGAUACAGUAGACCAAGCCAAGCUGGUGCGAAAAACAACUGUUCUGGAUAUCAUGAGACGGUUACUACAACCCAAAAACAGAAUGGUCAGCACUGCCCAGUCAAAAACAAGUUGCUAUAUUUCUCUGCUAAAUAUAAUUCAAGGAGAAGUCGACCCUACUGAUAUCCACAAGUCACUGCUACGUAUUCGAGAACGGAAUCUAGCCAACUUCCUACCGUCUUCACCUGCAUCUCUUCAAAUCUCUCUUGCUAGAAGAUCUCCAUAUACUACGACCACACUGUCAAACUCUAGAAUAUCUGGUCUCAUGCUGGCCAAUCACACUUCUAUCACCUCACUUUUCCAAAGAUCUCUCGACCAAUUCGACCGUCUGCUUCGACGACAGGCUUUUAUUGAACAGUACAAAAAGCAGCCCAUGUUUGAAAAUGGUUUAGAAGAAUUCGACGAUUCGCGCGAGAUACUCAGAUCUGUUAUAAAAGAAUACAAAGAUCUUGAGCAAGAGGUUCCUGAGGAACCUCUUGAAAACUAG